CAACAGUUGGCAGCAGUGCUGGCACUAACGAAAGACGCUGUUCCGGCUGUAUUUCACGCCGCCAUUUUUUCCUCGUGCAGCGUGUCAAGUCGCUUCGUGUCGUGUGCGGUUUAAUUUUACAGUAAUACUGACUUGGUUCUAGAGCGAGCCAAAAUGCCGGGUUUUAGCAGUGUGGGUACAUUUAAAAUUUUUAUCGGUAAUUUGGCCGAUAAAACGACCAAUGCCGAUAUUAAGCCUCUAUUCGAGAAGUACGGCAAAGUCGUCGAGUGUGACGUUGUGAAAAAUUAUGGAUUUGUGCACAUGGAAAAUGAGGAGAGCGGAAGAAACGCAAUUCAGCAUGUGAACGGCUAUAUGAUGCAUGGACAGCCGAUAAAAUGCGAGGCGGCAAAGAGUCGUAAGGGACCGAAUACACCGACGACAAAAAUAUUCGUUGGCAAUUUAACGGACAACACUAAAGCGCCGCAGGUGCGGGAAUUGUUCGCAAAAUUCGGAACAGUCGUUGAGUGCGACAUUGUACGAAAUUAUGGAUUCGUGCAUCUCGAGGCAACUGGCGACGUUAAUGACGCGAUAAAAGAGCUGAACGGACAUAUUGUCGACGGGCAACCGAUGAAGGUGCAAAUAUCGACGAGCCGCGUGAGACAGAGGCCGGGAAUGGGCGAUCCUGAGCAAUGUUAUCGUUGCGGACGCGGUGGUCAUUGGUCGAAGGAAUGUCCCAAGGGUGGAAUGGGCGGCGGACCCGAUAGAAAUGGAUUCCGCGAUCGUAUGUUUGGACGUGAUCCCUAUCCACCGCCACCACCCCCGCCUUUCCUCAGGGACAGGCUCAUGGGUGGCGGACGCUUUGGUGAUUACGACAGUUAUUACGACAGACGUGGAUUCGAUGACACUCGUGAUUUGUACGAGAGGCGAUUCCCAAGUAUGACGGGAAUGUCGGGCCGCGACAUGGGAAGUUCAAUGCGCGAUUCCUACUUGCCACCAGUUGCCCCAAGACGAGACCCAAUUCCACCAAUGCCACCUCUAGGUAUGGGCUCAAUGCGCGACAGUGGAUUUUCACGCAGCAAUGAUUAUGGAAUGUUCAGCAGGCGAUCGCCACCUCCAAGUGGCAAUAAUGGACGUUUCAGGGAGGAUCUUUUAUUGGGAAUUGGAAAUCCACUUCUUGAUAUUUCUGCAACGGUCGAUGAGGAUUUUUUAAAGAAGUACAAAUUAAAAGCGAACGAUGCAAUUCUCGCGGAAGAUUUUCACAAACCUCUUUACGAUGAAUUGGUAGAAAAAUACAAUGCCGAUUUCAUUGCCGGAGGUGCAGUUCAAAAUUCAAUGCGAGUAGCGCAGUGGUUUUUGGAGAAGCCGGGCGUUUGCAUCUACAUGGGCUGCGUGGGCAAGGACAAGUAUUCAGCAAUUUUGGAGGAACGUGCCCGAGAGAAUGGCUUAAAUGUUCGAUAUCAGUAUACAGAUAAGGAGCAAACGGGAACUUGCGCCGUCCUCAUUACCGGCAAGGACCGUUCAUUGUGCGCUAAUUUAGCGGCCGCCAAUUGCUUCUCACCCUCGCACAUUGCCGAGCCGGAAAACAAGAAACUAAUUGAGAAGGCUCAAUUUUACUACGUUUCUGGAUUUUUCUUGACAGUGAGCUCAGAAUCAAUCCAAACAGUGGCGAAUCAUGCAUUCAUGGAGAACAAAAUAUUCAUGAUGAAUUUGAGUGCGCCAUUUUUAUGUAAAUUCUUCAAGAAGGAAAUGUUAGCGGCUCUUCCGUACGUUGAUAUUCUCGUUGGUAAUGAAACCGAAUCUGAGGCAUUUUCCGAGGCCAAUGAACUUGGAACGAGUGAUCUCAAGGAAAUUGGAUUGAAGAUUUGCAAUUGGGAGAAAAUGAAUAAGAAACGAAAACGAAUUGUCAUUUUAACACAGGGCGCGGGUUCGGUGCUUCUGAUUAAGGACAAUAAUGUCACGGAAUAUCCAGUGCCAAAGCUGGAGGAGGAUAAAGUUGUUGAUACAAACGGUGCUGGCGAUGCAUUCGUUGGAGGCUUCUUGGCGCAGUACAUUCAGGACCAAAGUUUAGAAACUUGCAUAAAGUGUGGAAUUUGGGCAGCUUCGGAAAUUAUACAACGAUCUGGUUGCACGUACGAGGGACGACCGGAUUUUACCCCCUAAAAAUGUGUGAAUAUUUUCAAAAAAAAAAAAAAAGAGAUAAUUGUGAUUUACAGAAUUCAAGUGCUAAGAAAAACAUCACCAAAAACAUUUUUUUACUUUUAAAGAAAACGGACAAUUUUUUAUUUUUGUUUUCAGUGUUUUAUUGCGAGAGUCAUAAGAGAAAUUCGUCAAAUUGAAGAAGAAUAAAAAAAUAAAGUUACCAGAGAACGAAGGAAGAAAAA
Messenger RNA from Leptopilina heterotoma, 2360 nucleotides. It is a transcript of the gene Adk2, whose product is annotated as adenosine kinase 2-like. The record is from RefSeq and is a predicted model, not a curated record. Gene Ontology annotation, biological process: purine ribonucleoside salvage. Gene Ontology annotation, cellular component: nucleus; cytosol. Bases 154 to 2139 code for a protein of 661 amino acids. The transcript is spliced from 8 exons. Gene Ontology annotation, molecular function: RNA binding; zinc ion binding; adenosine kinase activity. NCBI's taxonomy places the organism in Eukaryota, Metazoa, Arthropoda, Insecta, Hymenoptera, Figitidae.